Antechinus flavipes (yellow-footed antechinus) is the source of this 2429-nucleotide messenger RNA. It is a transcript of the gene PRPH2, whose product is annotated as peripherin 2. Bases 1 to 1041 code for a protein of 346 amino acids. The record is from RefSeq and is a predicted model, not a curated record. Gene Ontology annotation, biological process: visual perception. Gene Ontology annotation, cellular component: membrane. The transcript is spliced from 3 exons. NCBI's taxonomy places the organism in Eukaryota, Metazoa, Chordata, Mammalia, Dasyuromorphia, Dasyuridae.
AUGGCACUGAUGAAAAUCAAAUUCGACCAGAAGAAGAGAGUCAAAUUAGCCCAGGGGCUCUGGCUCAUGAACUGGCUUUCAACACUAACUGGAAUCAUCCUCUUCAGUUUGGGAAUAUUCCUCAAGAUUGAGCUCAAGAAGAGAAGUGAGGUAAUGAACAACUCAGAGAGCCAUUUUGUGCCCAACUCCCUGAUUGGGGUAGGGUUGCUAGCUUGCAUCUGCAAUGCUCUUGGAGGCAAAAUAUGUUAUGAUGCUCUAGACCCUGAAAAAUACUCCAAAUGGAAGCCAUGGUUGAAGCCCUACUUGGUCGUCUGCGUUCUGUUCAACAUCCUCCUCUUCUUGGUUUCCCUCUUUUGCUUCCUGAUGAGGGGCUCCCUGGAGAGUACCUUGGAACAUGGGCUCAAGAAUGGCAUGAAGUACUACAGGGACACAGAUACCCCGGGUCGGUGCUUUAUGAAGAAGACUAUCGACAUGUUGCAGAUUGAGUUCAGGUGCUGUGGAAACAAUGGCUUCCGAGACUGGUUUGAAAUUCAAUGGAUCAGCAACCGUUAUCUGGACUUUGCCUCCAAAGAAGUUAAAGAUCGCAUCAAGAGCAAUGUGGAUGGGCGAUACCUGGUGGAUGGUGUUCCCUUCAGCUGUUGCAACCCAAACUCUCCCCGGCCCUGCAUACAGACCCAGCUCACCAACAACUCUGCCCACUACAGCUAUGACUACCAGACCGAAGAACUCAAUCUGUGGGUCCGUGGCUGCCGGGAGGCUCUGCUCCUUUACUACAGCAAUAUAAUGAACACCAUGGGUGCCAUUGUCCUCCUUGUCUUGCUCUUUGAGGUGACUGUUACGGUUGGAUUACGCUACCUACACACAUCCCUGGAAAGCGUGGCCAAUCCCGAGGACCCCGAGUGUGAGAGCGAAGGCUGGUUGCUGGAGAAGAGUGUGUCAGAAACCUGCAAAUCUGUCCUGGAGAGUUUGAAAAAAUUUGGCAAAGGCAGCCAGGUGGAAGCAGAGGGCGACGAAGGCGGCCAGCCCCCGGUGGCCAGCUGAGGUGUUUCUAGGGAGCUCCCGCCGGGGACACACCCACUGAACAAUGACGUACAGAGAAACGGUGGGACUCAGAGCGGCUGGGGAAACUCUGUUCCCCUAAUCUAAUAUACAUUCAAGACCCCCAGUGAAGAAUGACCAUCUUGAAGAAAUAAACCUUUCUUAGUGGUUGGGUGAAUGGAGGGUCAAACAGGAGGGUUACCAUAAUGCUGGCUCUAUUUGCAAAGGGGUCUCCUUCCAGUUCAGUCUUCCUGGAGAAACCUUCAAAGGCUUCCUCCCUUCCUUUUGUGGGCCUCAACCCGCAAAAGGGCAAGUUUUACCAGAAGAGCAAUAGUUAUAUUCACAAUUAUUCUUGCUCCCCUACUACAUAAAUGUGAUCCCAACAUCUACAUGGGAUGUCUGCCUAUAUUCACACUCUCUUCUCCCCAUUCUUCAUCCUACUAAGUGCUUCACUUAAAAAAAAAAAUCAUUUCCCUUGCAUACUCUUUGGGCGGGUGUCACUCCAAUAAUUCAAGAACUUGAGACCCGGUCUGGGACUCUAUUCUGUGUAAGGUGGAGGGGAUGCCGAGAGUCCCCUUGCUACCUCCAGGUCUGCUUCAUUUCCAAGACCAUGUAUACAAAAGCAUCAUUUGAGAACUCUAGGUGGGAUCACGUAGAGGAGUCUGAAAAAUUAACUGUUCCUUUUAAAUUGUAGGCCAACUCCUUCGCACAGUUGAUGACCGUGGGGGGGGACAGAUGAGGGAUCAAGAUUUCUCCUGUCCCAGAUGGGCAGGACUUUCAAUACAAUAGGGUGGUCCUACAAUAGGGUGUGAGCAAAGAAGAAAAGUGUUAGCCCUUUCCCUGUUGAGACUAAGCAUGGUCUUGGACAAGAGUUCCUCACAGACUCAUUUUAGAUAGAGCUAUGAGCAGAGUGGGUCAAAGGUCACCUUGGUAGGCACAUGGCAUCUCACAACCUUCACUUACACUCUAUUAAAAACACCACACUGGAAUUUUUUCUUAAAAAAAAAAAAAAAAGAUCAUAUCUCCUCUCUGGGAGUAGGGAUGUCUCCUAAAUGAAACAAUAUUUGCCCUUUGGGAAGUGUUGUGCAUCUCUCUGGGGGUAGGGACAUGGGGAUAAGACUAAGCAACCCGUAGGACUUCACAAGCAGUUUUCCCAACAUACUCCGGGCCUCCCAGGUGAGAGAUGGGAGGUCCAUAUUCCUGGGAUGCCUGUCUUGAAGAAAUGGCCCUUUUGGCUUUUAUCCUAAGCCUAAUGACAAGAGGAACCCAGGUCAAGGUACAUUCAGGUACAGUAUAAGAAUGGUCUUGCCUCCAACCUAAAAUCUUGAGAUCAGGCCAAGGCCAGUACUCAUCACAGCCCUGAAGGAAUGGUUCCGGGAUCUGCUGCUUAA